This is a messenger RNA of Alexandromys fortis (reed vole), 2642 nucleotides long. It is a transcript of the gene Znf444, whose product is annotated as zinc finger protein 444. The transcript has 4 exons. The record is from RefSeq and is a predicted model, not a curated record. NCBI's taxonomy places the organism in Eukaryota, Metazoa, Chordata, Mammalia, Rodentia, Cricetidae. Bases 170 to 1171 code for a protein of 333 amino acids.
GUUGGGGUAAGGGGACGUAGGGACGGGGGAGGGACGGGUGAGUUUGGCGCAAAGCCUGCUGGGGCAUGGAGUCCUGGUGAGCUUUGUGCGCAUGUGCGGCAAGGUGAGGGUGCUUUGGGGGCCUCGCCCUGGAGAGUGAGGCGCUGGUGACUCGAACCCAGGUGGCCCCAUGGAGGCCCCGGCAGCCCAGCCUGUGAAGCAGGAGACCUUGUCCGUAGAGGCCCUGACACUCGACUCCCCGUGGCACCGCUUCCGCCACUUCCACCUAGGCGAUGCGGCGGGGCCGCGGGAGGCCCUGGGGCUGCUCCGGGCCCUGUGUCGGGACUGGCUCCAGCCAGAAGUGCACACCAAGGAGCAGAUGCUGGAGCUACUGGUUCUGGAGCAGUUCCUGAACGCCCUCCCCGCAGACACCCAGGCCUGGGUGUGCAGCCGCCGGCCCCAGAGUGGAGAGGAGGCUGUGGCACUGCUGGAGGAGCUCUGGGGCCCAGCAACCUCCCCAGAUCGGUCCUCAGCAAUGAGGGCACCUCAGGAUAUGACAGAAGCCUCGGGGGUCAGUGUUGGAAAGGAAGAAAGUGGGGUGACUCCCUUAGGAACCGGGGCCUCCGGGACAGAGGUGCCUGCAACUGAGAACGCAGGGGCCACGCGCCUUUACAAGCAGGAGCCGGGCAGCCCCCCAUCAACCCCGCUGGCACCCGUCCCCGUCCUCCCUGCUUUCCUGGCGGCCCCUGGCACUGUAUCGUGCCCCGAGUGCGGCAAGUCUCCCCUGAAGCCGGCUCACCUGUUGCGCCACCGGCAGAGCCACUCAGGCGAGAAGCCGCACACGUGCCCUGAGUGCGGCAAGGCAUUCCGGCGCAAGGAGCACCUGCGACGCCACCGUGGCACCCACCCUGGCAGCCCGGGGCCCGCGCUGCGCCCCCUGCCGGCGCGUGAGAAGCCACACGCAUGCUGCGAGUGCGGCAAGACCUUCUACUGGCGUGAGCACCUGGUGCGCCACCGCAAGACCCACUCUGGUGCUCGGCCCUUCGCCUGCUGGGAGUGUGGCAAGGGCUUCGGGCGGCGUGAGCACGUGCUCCGCCACCAGCGCAUUCAUGGCCGGGCUGCCGCAGCGCAGGGGACUGCAGCACCAGGUCCGGAGGGUGGCGGUGCCUUCCCACCCUGGGCCCUGGGGUAGCUGCAGUUCCAAACACCUGCUGAAGCGGCGUCAUCCCCUUAGUACCCCACCCACCUCCCUGCCACCUCUUUCCUGCCCAAAUGGUGCUUUCCCUUUUCAGGCCCCAUCUCCACUCCUUCCUCCCUUCUGGAGCGUUCAGCUUUCACCUGCCCCUACAAAAGAUCCUUCUCUCUCCCCCUCCUUUCCUUCUCUUUUUAUGGAGGGGAGACCUGUCCCAGGACACCCUUCACGUGGGAAAAGGCACUCAGGGAAGGAGGAAACCCCCUCCUCCUCCCGCCUCCUGAGGAAGGCAGUCUUGGGCCCCACGACAGAGUCGGGGCCAAAGGCAAGAGGCGGCAAUUGUUUCUGAGGAGCAGGCCCAGACUAGGAUCUGGUUCUCUGCACAGCUCAAAGGCAUGAGGUGGGCAGAGGUGCCUGAGAAGCUUGUUAGAGAUGGCAGGUCACCAGCAUCAGUGAGAGUAAUAAAGUGAUGGACUCAGUGUGUACAGGAGUCUGGGACUCUCCUGUGUUGUGGGAGGUUGAGCAUCUGAGGCACAGGGGACUUGGGUGGGGCUCCACCUCACGUUCACAUUGCAGAAGCAAGCACUAGGUUCAUGGAAGGUCUGGUACCAGACCCGCUCCAGUCCAGCUUGUCCUGGCUGCUGAACUUCAGGCAGGUGGUGCUCCUCUGCAAGAGUUCAUUUUAUGUUUUUGUAUCUUUUGAGACAAGGUUUCUCUAUAGCUCUGGCUGCCCUGGCCUCCUCCUGGGUGCCUAAAGGCCUGUGCUACCACGCCGAGAAGUUCCAAUUUCUUAAAUUGUGCUUCACUGUCACCCCCCACCCAUGCCGAGUUAUCCAGUUAGGUGACUCCGUGUCAUCAAAGGACCCCCCAGAUAACCAGUGCCAGCAGUCUGGGACAGUGCGGUUUGCCAAGAAGACUCCAUUCUGGCCUUGGAAAGGUGGAGGCUGCCCUUUGUCCUCAGUCUGCCCCGUGACAGUGCAGCAGUCUAGACCUGACUAUCCAGGGAGGAAACCCACACGGGAGGAAGUACAACGACCCUUGGCCCGCCCUGCUGGGGUCUUUGGACACUCCAUUUGAGCCCCAGGACUCUGCUUCCACACCAUCUCUCAAUGUAAAAUGCACAAUGCGGGGGUACAGUGGAAGGUCCCCAGUGCUUUGAGAUGGUCUUGCCAGAGCAGCUCAAGCUAACUUUUGAACUUACUGUGUAGCCAAAGAUGACCAUGCGUCUCCAAUUCUGUCUCUGCCCCCCAGUUUUGGGAACAUAGAUGUGCAUGCUGAUGCCUGGGGUUCAAUACUGUGCCACCAUGCCCAGGUUUUAUUCUCUAUGUUUUUUUUGUUUUUUUGAGACAAGGUCUCUAUGUAGUCCCGACUGUCCAGAAAAACUUGCCAUGUAGAUCAGGCUGACCUCAAACUCACAGAGCUCCGCCUGCCUCUGCCUCCUGAGUGCUGGGAUUAAAGGUUUGGGCCACUA